UUGCCAAAAACAACAAAAGAGAAUCAAAAUCUAUCUAUUAACAAUGCACCACAAUCACUUAUAUACAAUAUAAAAAGCCCAACCUCAAAAGCUUGGUAUUUUGGCGCUUCUUGUUUUAACACACUAUACAAACAAAACCCAAUUCUCUUAGAGUCACCAUUAAUCCCAAAGAUCACACCUUUUCAAUGUUUUCAUCAAAACCCACAUAGAAAAUUGAGGGAAAAAAGCACCAAAUCAACCAUGGAAGAAGAGGGUGUGGAGGUGGUAUUGGCUAGAGCCAUUGAAUUGAGAUUAAAGAUCAGUAAUUGUAUUCACAACAGCAACAAGAAUGUCAAUGGCAAUUCUGGUUAUGUUAUUGAGGAAAAGGAGGAGGGUUUUGAAAAAGACGGUGUCAAGGAAAAGAAGCCUAAUUUGCAAAACCCUAAAUCUGAAGGAGCAGAGGAACAGGAUGAUGAUUUAGAGGCUGAGAGGCUUUUGCACAUCUCUGAUGCUCUUGAAUGCCUUGAACAUCAGCUCUCAAAUUUACAGGCUUUACAGCAACAGCAACGUUAUGAGAGAGAAGUUGCCCUCAGCGAGAUUGAACAUAGCCGCAAGAUGUUAUUGGACAAGUUGAAGGAGUACAAAGGGAAAGACUUUGGAGUAAUACAAGAAGCUUCUGCAUUUGCUGGUGAAACAGUGGAGCAUAACAAUGAUCUUUUGCUUCCACCUUAUCCAACCCGUCCUCCACAAUCCCUAGUUGCUGACAAACGUCAUCUGCCAUACCCUUCUACACGUAAGCCUGUGUGGAAUGGUGGUGAAGCGAAGAAGAAUCUGAAUGGGUCAGAUAAGAAUGAGGGAAAUGCCAUGCCCAAAAGCUCAAGCAAAGGACUGGGACAUGUUAUUGGUAUGGCAGCUAAGACGAUGAUCACUGUUCUUGGUGUCAUAUCUGUGAUAAGCUUGUCUGGUUUUGGACCUAAACUUGGCAAUAGAAGCAUACCAUUUAAGAUGAUGAGCUUGUUUCAGCAACCGGCAAAUGAAGAAAAGAGAAACAGAGAAUGUCCUCCUGGGAGAAUACCCAUAUUACAAGACGGGGAAGCUCGGUGUGUUGUGAAAGAGAGAGUUGCUAUUCCUUUCGAAUCAGUGUUUUCAAAGCCAGAUGUAAAUUAUGGUACUGGUUAAUUUUGUAUUCAACGUCCAUCUUCUUUCUAGAGCUUUUUUUUUUAUCAUUUUUGGUACAUUCAUAAUCUAUUUUUGUAUAUUUUAUCGAAGAUUCUAAUUAAAAAUGGCUUACGGUUUUUGUGACGA
This is a messenger RNA of Mercurialis annua (annual mercury), 1284 nucleotides long. Its product is annotated as plastid division protein PDV2. The record is from RefSeq and is a predicted model, not a curated record. Bases 241 to 1158 code for a protein of 305 amino acids. Gene Ontology annotation, biological process: chloroplast fission. Lineage: Eukaryota; Viridiplantae; Streptophyta; Magnoliopsida; Malpighiales; Euphorbiaceae. The transcript is spliced from 2 exons.